GCAGGGGUAUGGGACCAGAGGGUCCUGGGCAUCUCCUCAAGGCCAGAGGGAGCUCCCAGGUCCUGAGGCACCAGGCCAGCAGGGACCACAGCUCAGCCUCAAGGGGACUCGCCUGCUGGCUAUUCUCUGCCCGUCCCACCGGGGAUUGAGCUUCAGCCUCCUUUCAAAUCACGAAGAGCCCAUGGAGGAGGCAGAACCUGACAAACGGGAGAAGAGCCUGGCAUGGAAAGAGACACCACCAUGGACAAGAACGCAGUUGAGGGCUACUUCCCUGGCAGCCACUGGCUCUACUUCUCUGUCUACCUCUUCACCUUCCUCACUGGCCUUCCCCUCAACCUGGUGGCCCUGAUUAUCUUUGUGGGUAAACUGAGGCGUCGCCCUGUGGCUGUGGAUGUCCUUCUGCUCAACCUGACCAUCUCUGACGUGCUCUUGCUAGUUUUCCUGCCCUUCCGGAUGGUGGAGGCAGCAAGCAGCAUGUACUGGCCUCUGCCCUUCAUCUUAUGCCCCCUUUCAGGCUUUCUUUUCUUUACCACCAUCUACCUUACCUCCCUCACCCUCACAGCGGUGAGUGUGGAGCGAUUCCUGGGGGUGGCCUACCCUCUGUGGUAUAAGACGCAGCCACGAGCUGGCCAGGCUGGCUUGGUCAGUAUUGGCUGCUGGCUGUUGGCAGGCGCCCACUGCAGCGUGGUCUAUGUUACUGAACAUUUGGGGGACACUUUCCAAAAGCAAGAAACCAAUCGGACUUGCUACCUGGAUUUUAGGGAAAACCAGUUGGCCAUUGUGCUGCCUGUCAGGCUCGAGAUAGCCAUGGUCCUCUUUGGGGUCCCGCUGGUUAUUGCCAGCUAUUGCUAUGGUCGAAUGGUGUGGAUCCUGAGCAAGGGGGGCAGCUGGAAGAGGAGAAAAAGGGUGGCAGGGCUGCUAGGGGCCACCAUGCUCAAUUUUCUACUCUGCUUUGGCCCGUACAACGCAUCCCACAUCGUCGGCUAUAUCCAGGGCAAGAGUCCCAGAUGGCGUGGGUAUGUGCUGCUGCUCAGCACCCUGAACUCCUGUGUUGAUCCCCUGGUCUUCUACUUCUCGUCAUCUGGCUUCCAGAGGGACUUCCACAGGUUGUUCAGGAGUGUGAUGGAGGCUGCAGGUCUUUGGGGAAAAAAUGGGUCAGGAAUACAAAGGAAAGGACAGGAGAAGGAACUGUCCAAUAGCUAAAAGAGGGAACACGGAGUCAAGGCCAUGGAGUGGGAGUGAAAGAUGGGGAUAAGAGGGCGAGCUGAGCUCUCUGGCAAAGGAAGGCACUGCUAGGGCUAGAGGGGCAGGGAUGGGAUAGAGUAAAGUGGGUGGGAGAUGGGAAAUUUGCAGGGAGGAGCCCACUGGGGAUACAAUUUUCCUAUAAUUUUAGGAAUAACUUGGCACAGACCAGCCAAAGUGUGUUGAUCUGAGGGGGUCAGACAUAGUCGGCUUUUAAAGGAAUCUUUUCUCAAUUCCCACUUGUGGCAAAAAUCCAUUGUUUCCAUCCAUUUCUGGGAGGGGGCAGGGUGGAAUAAUUAAUAGGGUGCUUUGGGGCCUUUUGAGGGGGGGUAAAAAGACAAGAACAGCAACCUGGAAAACUGUCCAGUAUCUUAGUAUUGGGAAAAAGGGUAUUUCUAGAGUUUGUCACUGACUUGGGUGGAGGGUUAGCUCCAUAUAGGCAGUACCACCUGUUCCCUCCUGGUGCCCCUGUAGCCUCCAGGGAUGUGGGAGAGAACCCAGCUCCCCAACUCAUUUUUUCAGUGAGUUUCUGCUUCUCCAAUGAAAUCCAGAUCCUCAUUAACAUUUAUGUAAAAUCAUAAAAGCUAAAUUAAACAAAUAAACUUGGU
Phascolarctos cinereus (koala) is the source of this 1850-nucleotide messenger RNA. RefSeq names its product free fatty acid receptor 3 (gene FFAR3). The record is from RefSeq and is a predicted model, not a curated record. Gene Ontology annotation, molecular function: G protein-coupled receptor activity. Gene Ontology annotation, biological process: G protein-coupled receptor signaling pathway; cellular response to fatty acid. Lineage: Eukaryota; Metazoa; Chordata; Mammalia; Diprotodontia; Phascolarctidae. Gene Ontology annotation, cellular component: plasma membrane.